CAGCCAUCCUCAGCCAUCCCUUCUAUAGAACACCAUCUGGCCAUGAUCACAUACCUAUAACCGGCCAAUGCUGCGAUCAACUCUAUGACCUACGAAGCGAUAGCUGUUUACUCGUCCGCUUCAGUAUUCACUGUCCGAUUCCAGCUUCGCAUUGCCCCUUUUCACUAGGCGUUGCGGAGAUGGAGUUCGGCAUGUGUUCGAGACCUCAGAGAUUGAAACGAACUCAUCCAACUCGCUCUGUUCAUUGUAUCUUAUUCUUAUGUUAGCAGGUACUUGAUUAUAGGAAUUCUGUGUUUGUUGUACGGAAACGACUACUAAAUCGGAAUGAUUGAUACGAUUUACGAUAUGGACACUGGCGAAUAUGAGACUAAUACAUUAGUAAUUAAUAAUAUAUCCUCUGUUAACUUCGCCUUCUACGAUCCCGUCUCCCCAACCUUAACAUCCCUCGGUUCCUAUGCGCUCGAGCUCGAGACUGCGCUCCGGAAAGAUGGGUUCCUGGCAUAUUACGAUACGGUUCGACGGGGUGUAUGGUGCUUUUACUUGUUGCAGAAGAGCAGGCUGCAGGGAGGUCAAUCAGCAAUACCUACAUUCCCCAAGUUGAUUGGAAGUGCUGGGUUGAGCUUUUCCUUGACCGAGGAGGGCACCUUUGAAUCGGCGACACUCGUUAAGAGUCGUACACAUGGCCCAAAUACCGCCAACACUCCAGCAAGCUCCUCAUCCUCGACUGGAUCGGCUGCUCUAGAUUCGGCCUAUAGAAAUAUGCAGUCCGCUACUUUUUCGUCAGCUCAAUCGUUUUCCACUCCAAGCGAGCAGGAGUCCAGGACAGUCCCACCCAUGGACUCGAAAAUCGCUUCCUCGACGUCAACAAAAGAUGUCUACGAUAACUUUAUCUGCGCUACUCUCUCUGCGGUAUCUUCUAGCUUCUGUGCGAACACUGGGGCUAUCCCGCUAAGUUCCCGGACCCUGCUUCUUUCGAGCUCUUCUCAUGACGACUACGCUACUGCUCCUGCAACUCUCGCUUCCUUACGCGUAUAUCUCACAACAACUGGCAGCCUUGUCAUAUCUUUUUCGCUUUCUCUGGCGGAGGGUAUAACAAACCUGUCUGAAAACCUUGGAUAUCCUCUUCCGUCUCUUGGUGUUACUGUCUUAGCCGCGCCAUUAGGAAUGUUUGCUACUUGCCACCCCGUCAUUACGUCUGAUAAUGUAGCUACCGAAGGUAGUUUUGGCCAGUCCCCCGAUACUCAGAUUGUGAGGCUUAGGUCUGAAAGGGACGAUGGGCCAUGGCGGAAUAUUUGUUCUAAAUUCCUGCAGGCCCGUAACAUACCGUCUUCAUUUUGUGAAUCCCAAAGUUGGAUUACUCUUCAACGAAUACGAAGAAAGCCAACAGAGCAAAACGUAGAUGGGAAACGGACACCGCUAGUAGGUACUUCAAACAUAUCGUGGCCUGCCAGUUUGUGCUUUUGUAAGAUGUUUUCGCGACUAGGAAUUGGAGGCGAAGGAGAUGAUGUCUCGGGGUCUGAAUCCGACCGGAAUUAUGACACUCUGAGGGUCGCUAAGCAAUGGUUUUUAGACGCGGGGGGGCGGGAUGAGACACUCAUAAAAAACAAAAAGGAGAGAGACGCUGCAACGGCUCGUGAAGUUACACUAGGAGACGGUCAAAAUCAGCAUACCAGUGGUCUAUCUCCUUUGCCAUUACAGCGAUCUAAUAAUACUGGUGUACCGCCUGGUUUGUAUCCGACACCUCCAGACGGUAAUAUCCAAAAUAUUGUUGGUGCGACGCCGUCUAUGGACGGUACGGCUUCUAGUCCUGGAAAUAACGCGGCUACAUCUGCGUUAGACAUUGAUGGGACUCGUAAUGUGAGAUCAUACGGAGAUCAUUGGGAGAAUACGGACACGAAACGUGAGCGCAUAGGUGCUUCAUUUGAGUCAGAAAACCUCUUCGGCGAAUUGGGUCCCGAUAUGUUUGCAGACACCGAUAUCACCGAGGCUGAUUUUAAUUUCUUUGAUGAACAGCCUGGUGACAUGGGCCUAAGUUCCCUUGAUUUGCCUGGCAUCUCAAAUUCAGACUCAAAUUUAGGCCUUACCGUCGGCCUUCCGACGGUACAAGAGUCUCAAGCUAAGGGAGGACCUCCGGAUAUUCGCUUAGUUGAUGUCGCUUCGCCAACGUUCACGAAGCCUGAGCUAAGACAUGCACGGAGCUCGCUAGGAGAUGAAGCGCGACGCCAAGCUGGAUUAGACGUUAAUAGAUUUCAGUCUGCGGGCGUCAAACGGCCCGCUAGUCCAUUCAAUCCGGAUACCGUGUUCAAGAGAAUUAAAGCGUCUCUUGAUAACCACCAUGCAGUUCAGGAGAACUCUCGUAUAACAGCGUUUCCUCAUAACAGCAUUUUUGAUAAAGUGGAUUUUGGGCCCUGCUUAUCAGCAGUGAACAGUAAAUAUGAAGGAAGUGGGCGGUUCGACUACUCUGUCGAGCGAUCAGAAGAUGUCAAGUUUUCUGGUCUGAAUGAACCGCCAACGACGAGCUAUUUGCGCCGCCAUGUCAAGGCCCGGAAAGGCUUGAAAGAACUCCCUGCAAAGAUCGGACAUCUUCUAAUUCACCCACCUGGUUCCCAGGUCCCCAUAUCGAAUCGACCAAGCCCUUCAAACCUCGAAGAGACGCACUCGGACGCUGAUGAAAUUAGUCUUGUAUCGGAUCAGGAUGAUUUAAGCUACGAUAGUGAUGAGCCAUUAUCCCCCGUAAAAUCCUUGAGUGUGAGAAGACGACUAGUUGAUGACGAUAGGGAGUCCCUUGCUACAUCAUUUAAGGAGCUUGAAUCUAUAGACCUGAGCUUGCCUCAUCUACCACUUGAGUUGCCCCAUGCGUGCAAGUCCGAGGCGGACUUGCCACUCACCAAGUACUUUGCCGACCCGGAACCGCCACUUUUCUCACCAUCACUACCAGAUGAUCAGUUGAUAAUGGCGGCACAAAUUCUUACAGACCAAUUUUCUACUUCCACCUUUUCGACUACUACAACACCUCAACUGUUAGAAUCAAGAGUUUACCAGCGCCGCCAGCUUACCAAUCUCACACGGAGAUCGAUCCAGGAUGUUAAGUCCAGCCUUCCCCCAUGCCUUGCAACUGCUACGGAGUAUCAAUUUCGUCCCUUUAUUGAACUUCAAGAUGUACCCCUUCUCGGACAACCUACAAGAAUGCAACCAAGGCCACCGGGAGCCGACCAGAUGAGGCCAAGUAGUUUAUUCCAGAUCCCAUCGCCACAUUUUGAGUUGCGGCGAUAUGAGUCUAAGUUGUCUGUCUUGCCAUCUGCUGUCGCUUUCUGGGAGAGUCUUGGACUAAGUCCGUCUCCUGGAAAUAAAGACAUCAAUGCACUCUGUAUUUUUCCCAAUAACGAAGGCAUGGCAGAUGAUAUGCUUGUGUUCACAGAUCGAAUGCGUAGCAUUUACGAAUCAUUAAAACUGGGUUCAUUCAGCCGUCUUCCUACAACAUCCGGUGUAGAGAACGGCAUGUUUCCUUUCGCUUCCGAGAAAGACCUAAUCCCAUUCAGCAAGUCCUCAUCUUUUCUACGGCCCUCAAUAGCGAGCUGCGUUAAUAAAAUUUGUCAAGUGCUAGCAUCAAUGAUGGUUGAAGAGAUAAAUUUCGUCAUCUUCUUCGUCUAUUCGCCAGAUGUUGCUGGAUCGGCAGUAGAAUGCUGCGCUGCUUUCAACCAGAUCUUCGAGGGAUACAGAAGGAUACUUUCGAGUAAAAAGUUAUCAAUCGUUAACGAUCUAGCCCUACAACUAAUACCACAAGAUUUCAUAGCGUCUUCAUGUUCAGUCGCUAUGCCAUCUCCUUCUGAGUUUUGUAAACUGGCCAUGGAGACAUACGAUAGGUGUACUCAAUUUGGUGGAGCGGGACCAUCCCCGGCAAUAAUGCUUGAACAACCACCACCAAGGAUGAUCGAUUUCAAACUGACCACCAAUCCGUCCGCGUCGUUGUUACACGAGAACACUUGCCUCCACAUCGCUUAUGCGCAAAGCAUAGAUGGAAGGUGGGUUACAGCGGCUUGGACAGAUAAUAGGGGUAGCCAACAAAUGACGGCAUCAUACUGUCUAGGAAGAAAAGGAAAAUGUCUAUCGAGGCCAAUCGCGGAUGUUACGACAGAGAUCUGGGGUGCCACUCGUGACUUCAUCUCUGCUCGGAAAGUGCACUGGCGAAUCAUUAUCGCGAAAUCCGGUACGAUGGAACAGUCCGAGAUAGAACUCUGGUCUGCUCUAGCUCAAGCAGAGUCAAAAGCAUCGAUCAGCUUAACGCUGAUCGUAGUAGACACUGACCCAUCUAUGCAACUCCUCCCCCCGGCAGUUAAGAUAACAAGCAAUGCCUUAUCUGUAUUCUACACCACGCCGGUUUCAACGCCACAAGGGUCUAUGGUGUCGCCAGAGCAAAGCGGCAACCCACUUACGCCCAUGCGAGAGAAUGCACCUACAAGCACACCGACGCCCAGCGGGGACAACAAUCCAGAAGCCGAUAGUGACGCUACAUUAACCGAAAUCACCGAUCAAACGUGGGGUGCCGUCCUAUCCCACAGAUUGAACAACUCGACUUCCUUGACAGAGCUGAAUCCGGCACUAAUCAGUGGGUAUCUAGUAAAACGUGGUGGGACGCGAGUUGAAGACCCUCCUGUCCUCCUAGAGGUCAACCUAGUACAUAAUGAGGGGAACCCUCGAGCAUAUGAAUCUUUAUUAAGGGAAAUACUUACGUACUACCGAGGGCUCGGGACACUAGCUCGAGCGCGUGGCAUGGUAGGCAAGGAAACAGAUAUCCGGCCAUGGCAUAUUGCCGCGGCUGAGAAUGCGGUCAAAGCGUUAUACAUGUUGGUAUGACGUAGGUAGUCACUAUGGGCAAGAUGCCAUUACGUGUAGAAAUGACUAUUUGCCAGGUUGAGGCAGUUUGUUAGCAAUAUAAUAAGAUAUCAGCACCCAUGCUUCACUUCACGAACUAAGUACGGGCAUUAGAUAAAUAUUUCUGCG
This is a messenger RNA of Daldinia loculata, 5001 nucleotides long. Its product is annotated as mediator complex subunit 13 C-terminal-domain-containing protein. Bases 325 to 4854 code for a protein of 1509 amino acids. Gene Ontology annotation, molecular function: transcription coregulator activity. The record is from RefSeq and is a predicted model, not a curated record. Gene Ontology annotation, biological process: regulation of transcription by RNA polymerase II. The transcript has 2 exons. Gene Ontology annotation, cellular component: mediator complex. NCBI's taxonomy places the organism in Eukaryota, Fungi, Ascomycota, Sordariomycetes, Xylariales, Hypoxylaceae.